ACAAGGCGGUGAUUUAAACUGGCGUAAAUAAAACUUAAGCAACAUGAAGAGGUCUGAAGCUUUUGAGACAGAGAAGGAGAUUAAGAAACAGAGGCUUGUAAAAGAGCUGGAAGGGAGGCGGCUUCCCUUCUUGGCGCCCGGUGAUGCAGGUUUCCAGCAGCUGCUCAGAGUUGGCUGUUCGUCUGUGUUGGCAGAUGCUGACUCUGGGGCCGGAGAGCUGGAUGGGGCUGCUUGGCGUGUUGGGCUAAAGGUGGCCUGGGACAUCGACACACCCGGGCUAGUGCUGCCCCUGCAGUCCGGUGACUGCUACUACAUGCUGGAUGAUCUCAACACGACCCACCAGCACUGCGUCUUGGCCGGUGCCUCGGCUCGGUUCAGUUCCACGCACAGAGUGGCAGAGUGUUCAACAGGCACACUGGACUACAUCCAGAGACGCUGUCAGGAGGCUCUGAAGUUCCUGCGCUCAGACCUGGACUCUGGCACCCACACUCUGCGUUCUUUAGAGCCUUCUGUUCUGCAGCAUUGUGAAGAAAUCCACAACGAGGUGGAGUUCCAGUGGCUGCGCCAGUACUGGUUUCAGGGAAGGCGCUACGAAAAAUUCUGCAGCUGGUGGCGCAAACCCAUGGAGGAGUUGGAGGAGGCCUGGCGAAAGAUGGAGAUCAUGACGCAGCUGGCGCUGGCGGAGGCCGAGGAUGCAGCGCGGACAAUGGAGAGGAGGAGAGAAGUGGCGCAGGUUCUCUUGCCCUUCCUCACUGAGCGACAGGAGCGCAGGCAGCUCUGGAGAGCCAGGUGCCACUCCAGACUUGCCCAGACUUUGCCACCUGAUGAGGCCCCUAUGUGCCGCCCCGACUGGCAUGAUGAUGACUCGUCUAUGCCCCUGCCCUUUGACCUAAAGGCCAUAAUAGAUGCACUGGAGAGGGUCCUUUAAAGAGGAGGCUUUGAAGAAUGGCUGUGAAAUGGUCUUCUGCAGCAUGCAUGUCAGCCUAAAUGGAUUACUGAAGACCAAGAUCUGGUCGCCUGUCACCACUUGCCUUUAGACAGUAUCCAUCAAUGUGAGGCCAACACCCACAGCACACUCUUUCUCCAACUUGAGCCAGAUCUGGGGGCUCGGUAUGUUGAUUAGGAACAAGCAGAAAAGAGGCUGGUCCUCCAGUCGCGACUUUGUCGCUUAUGCAUCAUCUUUUUCUGACAAAAUACUGAACCCUGAGACAAAGUGCCCACUGUAUGGACUUGUUUAGGCAUCAGUGCAAUGCUUUGACAUUCAGUAAAUCUUUCCAUAGUAACGGAAAUCUGUGCAACUGCUGUUAUCUGUACGAUUGCCUUGCUAGCAGUCUGUGUCGUAACUGCAAUCUGACAGAGUCAACCAUAAUGUUUCUUACAGCUCCAGAUUUCUGAGGUGUCAGAGUGGUCAAUGCUAUAACACAUUCGUUGUUUGAUACCUUAUGAAAUUGCUGUUGAUUAAGAGCUGACACGUGUCAUUUAUCUUUACCACAAGAUUUUCUCUUUAUUUUCUUGCUGCCUACUGUAGGGAUAGACAACAUGCCAUUUUUCUGUGACUUGCUGUGCACCCAUUACGCAGUGCUGUGAUCAUGGAGUCGUGUUCUACCAGUUCCGUAUGCAUGUGUGUGUCGGCAGUGCCCUGUUUCCACUGCUGUUGGUGGCUAUCACUGGCUGCCAUGUGUUUUGACAAUAAUUAGCAAGAGGAGCCUCAGGUGCUCUUGAGGGAUAUUUGAGUCUGUUGAGGAAACGUGGACCCUCUUUUCUGUGUGUUACAUUGAUAAGAGUCCCCCUUAUCGUCAUCGCCUGCUGCGGCUCCAGUGCGGAACACAUGGAUUUUGUAAUUACAGCUGUUUUGUGAUUUUUAAUUACUUUAAAACUGUGUUUAGCAUUCUUUUUGCUCUUGUACUGUAGGGGAUUUUAGUCAUUUUUAUGAUUUUGAUUAAAUUGGAUUUUUUUAGGAAUGCGAGAGAGGAAGGGAGUUCGCUUGAUGUUUUUGUAGACGAUUACGCAUAAGCUAGGAAAUGCCUUGUUAAUAAAUUAU
Messenger RNA from Lepisosteus oculatus (spotted gar), 2041 nucleotides. NCBI's taxonomy places the organism in Eukaryota, Metazoa, Chordata, Actinopteri, Semionotiformes, Lepisosteidae. The record is from RefSeq and is a predicted model, not a curated record.